GGGUAAUGCGUCAUCGACUGGCAGGGGCUCAUUUAAGCGGCCGUGGAGCAGGAAGAGAGAGAGAGAGGCAGAAAGAGUGAGCUCAGAGGAGGCUGGGUGACAUUUUCAGCUCUCCACACCCAAAUCUCAGUUUGCAGGCUGCUGCAGAGCUCGCUCGCCGAGGCUGAGCGCGACACAGGAAGGGGCUGAAUAUUAACCGGCUGAUGGAUUUUUGUUCCAGCAAGUGACUAGAUAACCUUGGAAUGUGGGUGAGAAAAAAAGCUUUGUGUUGACUGAGGUUUCUUACACGUCACAGUGAGGCAAACUGCCACAUUUACGGAUACAAAAGAAGAUCCAUGUGUAGGCAGUCGGAGGUGGAUAAAAGCUGACCUGUUUCCUAUCGGGGAGCAUCUGUUACUUCCUGCUCGUCUGUCACCCUGGGGAAGGCAACGCUUCUCCGUCCCCCCCCUUCCUCUUCAUCCUCAUCACCCCCGUCGUCCUCGCCGCCUUUGAAGUCCGUUUCGGCGCCCCGCUGUGCUCUGACCUCGGGCGUCAGGUGGAAAAGGCUUCGGCUCCCGGGAUCGCCCAUCAUGCACAUCAAGACCACCAAGUGUAACCGCUUCUGCCUGGUCGCCUCCGUGACUAACCAGGAAGUGUUCAGUCGUCCUGAGGCGCAGGUCAGUUUUGAGGCCCUGUUCCGUUCGUUCGAGCCAGAUGUGCAGUUCCAGUACUUCAGGUCUUUCCGGCGGGUCAGGAUCAGCUUCAGUGACGCUCUGGCCGCAGCUGAGGCGAGACUGCGACUGCAUAAGACUGACUUCAAUGGCAAAGAGAUGAGACUCUACUUCGCCCAGUCGGUCCAUAUAGGGAGUCCUCGGCUGGAGCCUCCCAAGCCAGAUAAGCAGUUCCUGAUCUCCCCCCCUGCCUCCCCUCCAGUCGGCUGGGAACAGUCUAAAGACGCGACUCCGGUCAUCAAUUACGACCUUCUGUGUGCCAUCUCAAAACUAGGACCAGGGGAAAAAUAUGAGCUGCACACCGCUACGCCCACCACCCCCAGUGUGGUCGUCCACGUCUGCGAGGACGAGCACGGCGACAGUUCGGCCCCCGACGACAGUGACCAUGAUGACAAGCCCCGCCCCCCGCGGCCAAAGAUCAUCCAGACGCGACGUCCCAACUACAGCCCCGAGGUGGAGCAGUGAGAUGGCGAUGGAGGGAGGGGUGGGGGGGGGGGGGGGGGCGGAGACGGUGUGACGAUAAUAACAUUCCAUGCUGAAGUGACUGGUCAAGUGCUGACCAAGCUCUCUUUGAGGGGUUUGGCACCCGAGUGUGCUGCGAUGUCCCGUAGACGAGCAUUUCAUGAGACGGAGGGAAAACAUAAUGUUGAAUGCUGCAUUCAUGUCCCGUGGGACAAAGACGCAGAUUUCUUUUCAGUUUAGCCAUCAGAUCUGUACCGUGAGUGAAUCUGGAGGUGUGGAGAUGAAACUGUGGGAACCGAUGUAAACCAUUUUCUUUCUUGAUUGUAGUAUUUAAGAUGCUACGGCACAUGGGGACUUUGCUGGAGUUUCGGUUUGUGGUGAUGUUUAAGAAAAGAAAAAAAAAAUCUGAAAUGUAUCAUAAUGCAAGUUUGUGUUUCUGUGACACGGGGCCGGUACGGUGCAAAUAAAGUCAGUGCAAGACCGUGAAAGUUAAUUGGAUGUUCUUCCCACAUGACAUGAAUGCAGCAUCGUCCUGAGAAUAUCACGUUUGCUUUUCCCUCAUCUAGAGUUUGGGAAUUGUGACGGGACAGUCUGAUGAAGAAAAAAUGAUUUUUGCUGGAGUGUUUGCAUAUCUCUGGGGUUGAAGAACUACACUUUACCCAGUGCCAGCUUUUUCUGGUCCUCUUCGAUUGCGUGGUCAUUUGCUUAAGAGGUCACGAUGGCACGGCGGUUCCCCGUUACUCUUCACCGUUGUCACAUGUCUCAGCUCCUCCUCCUCAUUUUUUUGCCGAUGGACGACGAGCCCGGUGGAAGCUCGCCUUACUCACACACACUCGAGACGGGCCUCGGCGUGUAACGGCUCACACUCAGACAUGGCUCCAAGUUGUUGUGUUCCUGUGACGACUCCUAACAGUGUUAUUUGUGAGUUAUUUCGGUUGUCUGUGGUUUGGUUGUAGUUUCUAGCAGAGGAGUGUUGCUAUUUUUCUGACAUUUACAAGCGUUAAAAACCAACGGCUUUGCAAGGCGUUUUUUUAUUUUGGAAUGUACUUCUCUCGCCAAGCUUUGUCAUCUGAGGGCAACCAUAGUAUCUUGUCGGUUUAAAGAAAAAAAAUAAAUAAAAUACACUUUUUUUUUUUUAAGUUCGUACUUGGGCUACAUAGUAUUCUAAAAAAUAGGUAUGCGAAGCACUGUCAUUCAAUCCUGGACACCGGGGCUCAGCACUGCCCUCUUCUGGUGGGUCCCCAUAUGAUAAGAGUGCUUGUAUGUUUUUAUGAUUAGUGUGUGGCCUGUAGUUUUAUGUCUUAUUGUAUUCACACAAGCCGUCUGCAUGUAUAACAAUUGUCAGCAUAUAAUGCUCCAGAAAGCAUGUACUGUGUGUGUGUGUGUGUGUGUGUGUGGUGCUGUUAUUUCUCUUCAGACGGGCGUGUUAACCGUAAAGCAGUGGCGUUUACAGCCUGGUGCACUGUUGUUCAAACUGCGUUCUCAGUGUUACAUUACAGUCUCAUCAGAGGUGUGCCCAGCACAUCACAGACCCUGGAAACACGGACGUUACUCCACAGACCAUAUCUCACUAUUCUGUUACAAAAACCACUCUUUCGUUGAGAAUUUAGAAAAAAACACGAGGAAAGUAAAACUUUGCAACAGAUGUGUCUCUUAUUAAGUGAUUGCCGUCAGCUUUCGUAUUCCUAUCUGUUGCGUUAAACUUAACGUCACCACUGUCCUACACUGUCCACCUCAGACGCUGUAAAAACGUUGAGCACGGCUUCCUGACGUUCAGUUUUUUUUUUUACAUCCUCUCUGACAAAAUCAGUUUGUUUUGGCUUCUGUGAUUGUAAAGCUUCUCCGCGUGGGUCUGAACGGACGGACGACGCCAAGACUAGUUCACUGUGCUAGUUUGCUCGUGGUGAGUUAACUCAGUGCAAAUAUGUAAGUUAAUACUGUGCGCGCCACUAACGCAUUAUAUUCUGGAAUGAAAUAUUUGGGGCUGCAUUAUGGCAUCAUCUCGGGGCUCUGUAUUGUAGAGAGGACCUGAGAUAAAAAUGUAUUUUUAUUACAUUUUAUAUUACGUCGUGUAGUAAAUGUUCCAACCAGCCGAGAGUCACUGCUGUUUGUUGUGCUCCAUCAGCAUUCAGCUUUACCUUUUAAUGUUUUCAGUUUAUGUUGUGCCUGCAAUGGUGCAUUCCAAAGCAUACUUGUCACGUGCAUGUGUCGCGGGCGAUAGAAAGUCAUCACAAAUGUGUUUUGAAGAUUCUCUGAUAUUUUACUGCUCGCGAAACAAGUGCUGAGUGUCGGCAUAUUUCAAAAACUACAAAACGCCCUCAAACAGUUUCACCACCAGAACGUGACUGAAAACUGGGAGGGGCCUUACCUCUGCCAUGGCCCCAACAGUCCCCUUGAGUAAAAAAAACAUACGGUAGCAACUGGAGCGUCGUCAUCGGGCUAGACAAGAAAAGCCUGAGGUGCCAUGUUAAUGACUGGAGCUAGUCUGUUUAUCAUGAUCUUUGAAUGAGAAUUGACUUUGUAUGCGUAGCAACAUUGCUCUCUUGCUCUCCCGUGGUGUGCGUUUGUCUUUGGCUUGAACAUGCUUCAUUUUUGUCAUUUUAGCUUACAAUGGAUCACGUGAUGUACGAAGUCGCGACAGUGAAUUUAAAUGCCACUUUAAGUGGGUUUAGACGGCUGUUCUGGUCGACACAACACCUUUUCUUUUUUUUUGUGAUGGUUCGAAAAAUGUUUUGUGUCAAGUGUUUCUUUCAGACAAUAUUCAUUCAGGGUAAUAGAAUGUUAGCUUGUGGAAGCGGCACUGUGAAAUAUGACGCACUGUCAACAGCUCGUCUGUCCCACAUUACACAACCGGAGUUGGCAUGAGGCUCUUGUCAGUAUAGCUACUUUUGUACUACUGCUAUUUUCCGUUGAUUUGUAUUCAAAGAAAUGACCAUUAUUAACAUUAUUGAGUUACCAUUAAAUAAGGAUUUUGCCAUUGA
Molecule: messenger RNA, 4153 nt
Organism: Scophthalmus maximus (turbot)
Lineage: Eukaryota; Metazoa; Chordata; Actinopteri; Pleuronectiformes; Scophthalmidae
Product: calcipressin-1
Exons: 4
Coding region: 570-1175 (201 amino acids)
Biological process (GO): calcium-mediated signaling
Cellular component (GO): cytoplasm; nucleus
Molecular function (GO): calcium-dependent protein serine/threonine phosphatase regulator activity; nucleic acid binding
Source: RefSeq, a predicted model, not a curated record